Molecule: messenger RNA, 1965 nt
Organism: Heterobasidion irregulare TC 32-1
Lineage: Eukaryota; Fungi; Basidiomycota; Agaricomycetes; Russulales; Bondarzewiaceae
Exons: 4
Coding region: 115-1668 (517 amino acids)
Source: RefSeq, a predicted model, not a curated record
CCCACCCUCUCCUCCACACCACCGUCCACCGCCGAUCUUGCUCGCCGCCUCUUUUUUUCAUUUUCGUCUGAGCGUACCACUGUCGAGAGCCGUGCGUUGACUGCUGAAUCGCGGAUGGCAGGGUUCAAAGGCCUGCUUGGCGUCCUCGUGACCGCCGCAGCCCGACCGCGUCGUGGCUCCGCAGAGCACUACGCCCUCGCCGACGCCGACCGCGACCAAGAAGAGUCCGCGGGCCUCCUCAGCGCGCGCUUCCCCACGCCCACAUCACCGCACGCCCACGCGCGCGCAUACACCCCCCGCCGCCGCCUCCCCCACGCGCUCCUCCGCCUCUGCACGCUCCGCCGCGCGCUCGCCGCCUGCGCCGCCGCCUGCGUGCUGCUCGUCGCCGGCAUCCUGUGGUCCGGCGUCCCGCCGGCCUUCGACGACAUCCGCGAGUUCGAGCGGCGCCUCCCGCAGCACGACCUCGCGCUGCCCAGCCCGGAGGGCAGGGAGGGGAUGUACCUGCGCUUCCCGGACCAUUUGUGGGGCCACGGUCUGAACAACGUGCUGCAAGAGAUAAUCCUCCUCUCGCACCUCGCGUUCCUCACGAACAGGUCCUUCGUCUUCGAGGACUACACGUGGUCGCACACCCCGCUGCCCUACACGCUAUACGACUUCGCCCUCCGCCCCGCCCGCAUCCCGCUCAACGCGUUCAUCUCGGGUCCGAGUGCCGGCGGGCCCAUGCCCGCCCCGCGCGCCGUCGCGCUCGAGCACUGGAACACCGUGUGCCCGCCGGAGAACAUCACGGUCGUCAGCUCGCGCGGCGCGCCGUCCGAUAUCGACGGCGAGGCGCUCAUGCAGUGGUGGGUCGACGCGCUCGCGCCCGUCCGUGCACGCUGCGUCGAGGUCGAGUCGCGCGAGCAGCCCGUGUUUGACAGAUUCCUCUUCGGCUCGAAGAACAUCCUCUCCCUCUGGCCCGCGCUCGCCGCCUCCCCCGCGCUCGCAAACUACACCUGGUCCCCGCUCGUGCACGCCGCGCUCGCGCGCAACUUCGCGCUCCUCCAGCCGCUCUCCGCCGCCGCCCUCAUCAACUCCGCCUCGGGCUCGAGCUCCCGCGCGCGCGCGCAGGCCCCGCUGCCGGGGCUGCUGGCGGUGCACAUCCGCCGCGGGGACUACGAGCGGCACUGCGCGCGCCUCGCGGCGUGGGGCUCGCUCUACAUGGGCUUCAACGAGUUCCCAGGCCUCCCCGACACGUUCGACCCGCGGCCCUACCUCUCCCCCAACGCCUCUCGCGCCUCCGCCGACGCGCCGCCACAGGGCGAGACGCGCCUCGAGUACUACAUGCGCCAUUGCCUGCCCUCCGCCGCGCAGGUCGCCGCGCGCCUGCGCGCGGUGCGCGCAGCGCACCCCGCGGGCGACCUGCGGCGCGUGUUCGUGCUCACGAACGCGGGGUGGGCGUGGCGCCGUGCGCUGGAGCGCGCGCUGCGCGCGGACGGGUGGGCGGACGUGCGCGCGGGCGCGGAUCUGGUGCUCGACGCGGAGCAGCGGUACGUGGCGAUGGCGGUGGAUAUGGCGGUUGCGGAGCGGGCGGCGGUGUUCGUCGGCAACGGGUUCUCGAGCUUGACGUCGAAUAUCGUGAUGCUGCGGCUGGCGCGCGGUAUGGAGGUGGAGAGCAACCGGUUUUUGUGAGGCGGGUGGAUCUCGAGCGCGCACGCGGACAUGGACAGCGGACAUGGGCACGGACACGGGCACGGACACGCAGAUCAUAUCAUAUCAUAUCAUCUCCAUAUCACUCUCAUCUGACCCUCAUAUACGGGCCUGCGGUAUUUAUUUCUCUCCCGUCGAUCUUCUCUCGCAUCGUCAUUGCGUUUCUUUGGCUGUGCACUCCGUCGUAUAUCUAUAUCUCUUCUAGACACGGACGUACCUCCGUCGUGUGGGAGCGCGGGCUAAAUCAUCGGUGUCCCUACCACGAUCGCGAUACAUAAC